Messenger RNA from Exophiala dermatitidis NIH/UT8656, 2296 nucleotides. Its product is annotated as alkaline phosphatase. The record is from RefSeq and is a predicted model, not a curated record. NCBI's taxonomy places the organism in Eukaryota, Fungi, Ascomycota, Eurotiomycetes, Chaetothyriales, Herpotrichiellaceae. Gene Ontology annotation, cellular component: fungal-type vacuole membrane. Bases 182 to 2059 code for a protein of 625 amino acids. Gene Ontology annotation, biological process: dephosphorylation. The transcript has a single exon. Gene Ontology annotation, molecular function: alkaline phosphatase activity.
CGGGCUCUUGUUUCAUUCAUCCAUCCCGACCUUGUUUAUCACCUGCCAACCAGGUCACCAGGAGUCGUCACAAGGGAUCAUAUCUAUCAAUGGAGUUAUAACUCGUCUCCUGCGCGUCACCCCACCCAGACUCGCCGAGUUGUACGUUGUGGAAGCCUGAGAAUAGACAAAUCAUCUCACCAUGGCGCGGUCCGAACAACCUCUCCUUGCGCGACCGAGUUCGCCCAACUCUGCGAAUUCCGACAUUGAAGAGGAAGAUGCGCUCCUUACUGGGCAACCAGUUCAGCGACCAGAGUCGACGGCUUCAAAGACACGCAAAUGGCGCGAGGCCGGCUUAUUUGUUUGGGCCCUCCUAGCCACAGUGGCUGUCAUCAUCCUCGCCGUGGUCUAUCAGCACGAAUCGUCCAUUGCGCACUCGAAACCAAAAAGGACAGGAGGAUGGGGCCCGGACGGGAAACCCAGCGGGAAGCGGAACAUGAUUUUCAUGGUGUCAGACGGCAUGGGACCGACGUCCUUGUCGCUGACCAGGAGUUGGAGACAAUACGUGGAUAGCCUACCGAUUGACGACAUACUGGUGCUGGAUAAACAUUUGAUCGGGUCUUCCCGGACACGCAGCUCAAACAGUCUGGUCACUGACUCGGCGGCCGGAGCAACGGCAUUUUCAUGCGGAUUGAAGAGUUACAAUGGUGCGAUCUCGGUGCUGGCCGACCAUUCUCCGUGCGGAACGGUGCUGGAAGCGGCCAAGAGGGCAGGCUACAUGACUGGACUGGUGGUCACGACACGAAUCACCGACGCCACCCCGGCAUGCUUCGCAGCUCACGCCAACCGUCGAGAAUACGAAGACUUGAUUGCCGAGCAAAUGGUCGGCAACUACCCUCUUGGUCGGGUCGUGGACUUGCUGAUCGGUGGCGGGAGAUGCCAUUUCCUACCGAACUCGACGGAAGGGUCGUGCAGAGCCGAUGCCACGGAUGUGGUGCGCAUGGCUAAAGAAGACUUUGGAUUCCAAUACAUUAACAACCGGACCGAAUUUGACAAACUCACCCACAAGAAGCCCGUGGAUCUGCCGUUGCUUGCACUUCUCGCAGAUACCGACAUUCCCUAUGAGAUCGACCGCGCUCAAAUGGCAGACAUCUACCCCAGCCAAGCGGAGAUGGCACGACUGGCGCUGAAAGCAUUGUCCGCAGCCACCAAGGACUCGGAGAAGGGCUUCUUCCUCAUGAUCGAAGGAUCACGGAUCGACCACGCUGGCCACGCCAACGACCCAGCCGCCCAAGUGCACGAAGUCAUGGCUCACGACGAAGCGUUUGCCGCGGUGCUAAAGUUUCUGGAAGAAGACGAUACGGACGGAAUCCUGGUGUCCACAUCUGACCACGAAACCGGAGGACUCGCCACCGCCCGCCAAUUGCACAAGACGUACCCAGAGUACCUAUGGCAUCCUGGAGUUCUAGCCAAAGCAAACCACUCGACAGAAUACCUUGCGCGCGAAUGGUCGAAAUAUCUAUCUUCUUCCUCGUCAACCUCUUCGCGCAAGGAUAAAUCGACCAAACUCGCCGACCUGAUUGAAUCCGGCCUUGGAAUCACCGACUACACGCCCGAAGAGCUCGACGCCAUCAUCGACGCUGAACCCAUCUGGCCUCCGGCAUAUCAUUUCGCAGACCUGAUUUCGCGCCGCGCCCAGAUCGGCUGGUCAACCCACGGCCAUAGUGCCGUCGACGUCAACAUCUACGCCUCGAGUCCUGACCAUGCCCCUGGACUGGUGGGGAACCACGAGAACACCGAGGUCGGACAGUUUAUUGCAGAGUACCUCGAUCUCACUCAUCAUCUAGAUGAAGUCACUAAAGAGUUGAGGGAGAAGAAAGUCAAAACGUCUACGACUACCGACGGCGGCUCGGGGGAGGAGAAGGGGGAAGCCAAAGAGUGGGGCGAGUGGAUGGGUCCUCCUGCCCUGCCGGAUGAUGAGAUUGAUGACAAGCUUGUCUCUUUGGACGACUAUCAUGGCGACUUUAAACAUCGGAAACGCGAGGCUGAAGCUGAUUGUGGCUGUGGCAUGAGACAUUGAACCUUGCAGUGGUUGGAUGUACUACUGUAUUACUUUUUACCUGCAUGAUUGGCGCUUAUCAAUGGUGAAGAUUGGGUGCCUGAGGCGCUUUUAUAUUUUACUUUUACAUAUUUUACUUUUCAGGGGCGCCGGCGCGGGGAAGGAGAUUUGAGAUCGUUUAUGAAUACCACAGAACACUAUAUAGGUACUUGAAUGAACCAUGAUAUACCUGUACGCAAACACGCAUACAACAGACAG